This is a messenger RNA of Melanaphis sacchari, 866 nucleotides long. RefSeq names its product protein SGT1 homolog (gene Sgt1). The transcript has 2 exons. NCBI's taxonomy places the organism in Eukaryota, Metazoa, Arthropoda, Insecta, Hemiptera, Aphididae. Bases 226 to 798 code for a protein of 190 amino acids. Gene Ontology annotation, molecular function: protein-folding chaperone binding. The record is from RefSeq and is a predicted model, not a curated record. Gene Ontology annotation, biological process: protein stabilization.
CUACUGUUCUAGAAAAUUCUAAGAAUCUAUGUACAAUUAUUGCUGUAGUGUACUAGUUAAUGUUUUUAUUUAUUACUUUAAGUUAAUAAAUGUAAAUAUUCUCUUAGGAUUGAGGCUGUAAUUAAUGUGAUUAUAUUUUUCCUUUUCUAAUCUAUACAUUAUAUCAGUUGCGGCCGAAGAAAAUAUUUUCAUUGCAUUUAAUUAGACUACGUACUUAAUUUAUUUAUGAUGGCUUCUAGCGCAAACGAAGAAAAUAAAGUUGUCAUAAAGAAAGAUUGGUAUCAAACAGAGAGUCAAGUGACCAUAAGCGUUUUGGGUAAACAUACAUCAAAAGAAGACUGUCAUGUACAAUUUGAGAAAAAUGAAGUGAAUAUUCAAGCCAAAUUUGCCUCUGGUCAACCCUACAAUAUUAAUUUGAAACUUAGCAAAAAUAUUGCACCUGAAUUAAGUAGCUUCAGAGUUCUCUCGUCGAAAUUGGAGUUACGCCUUGCAAAGGUUGAAGGGAUAAUGUGGGAUGUGCUAGAGAAUACUGUUGACAAAACAACUAAGUCUGCUGUCGUACCUCGCAAUUGGGAUAAGGUUGUCAAUGAUAUGACAAAAGAUGAAGACGAUAGUGAUGUAAACACUUUAUUCAAGAAAAUUUAUUCAGAUGGUUCAGACGAAGUGCGCAAAGCUAUGAACAAAUCAUUUUUGGAAUCAGGAGGCACUGUUUUAAGUACCAACUGGAAAGAUGUUGCCCAAGAAAAAGUAGAUAUUAAACCUCCAGAAGGUAUGGAGUGGAAGAAAUGGGAUGAAUAAAUUAAUUUGUACAUACUACUACGUUUAUUUAAGUGUUUAUCUUUCUUUAAAAAUUAUAAAAUAAUACG